Messenger RNA from Trichomycterus rosablanca, 2632 nucleotides. It is a transcript of the gene nek8, whose product is annotated as NIMA-related kinase 8. The transcript has 15 exons. Gene Ontology annotation, cellular component: cilium. Bases 26 to 2119 code for a protein of 697 amino acids. The record is from RefSeq and is a predicted model, not a curated record. Gene Ontology annotation, molecular function: ATP binding; protein kinase activity. Lineage: Eukaryota; Metazoa; Chordata; Actinopteri; Siluriformes; Trichomycteridae. Gene Ontology annotation, biological process: protein phosphorylation; animal organ morphogenesis.
UGGCGUCACUGCUUUACGGAGCAAGAUGGAGAAGUAUGAGAAGAUUAAAGUGGUGGGCAGAGGAGCGUUCGGGAUAGUGCACCUUUGCCGACGAAAAACCGACGGUGCUUUGGUGAUCCUAAAAGAAAUCCCAGUGGAGCAGAUGACACGGGAUGAGCGUCUCUCUGCACAGAACGAGUGCCAAGUCCUCAAGUUACUCAACCACCCGAACAUAAUCGAGUACUAUGAGAAUUUCCUGGAGGACAAGGCACUCAUGAUCGCCAUGGAAUAUGCACCAGGUGGAACUCUUGCAGAUUACAUCCAGAAGCGAUGCAACUCCCCGCUUGAUGAAGACACCAUACUGCAUUUCUUUGUACAGAUUUUACUGGCUCUCUAUCACGUCCACAACAAACUCAUUCUUCACCGAGACCUCAAAACGCAGAACAUCCUACUGGACAAGCAUCAAAUGAUAGUCAAAAUAGGAGACUUUGGGAUCUCCAAAAUUCUAGUUAGCAAGAGCAAAGCUUACACUGUGGUAGGAACACCCUGUUAUAUCUCUCCAGAACUCUGUGAGGGAAAACCAUACAAUCAGAAGAGUGAUAUAUGGGCUUUGGGCUGUGUGCUCUAUGAACUCGCUAGCCUUAAAAGAGCCUUCGAAGCAGCUAAUUUGCCUGCCUUAGUCCUGAAGAUCAUGAGUGGCACCUUCGCCCCUAUUUCAGACCGUUACAGCCCAGAGCUGCGCCAGCUCAUCCUCAACAUGCUCAACCUGGACCCAUCCAAACGGCCCCAGCUGAACGAGAUCAUGGCCAAUCCUAUUUGCAUCCGGCCCCUGCUGAACCUCUACACCGAUAUCGGCAAUGUGAAAAUGCGCAGAAUUGAAAAGCCGCUGUCCACUAUGCAGACAGGCGGUCCUGGCAGACCUGGAAGCCGAAUGACUGGAACCAGAACAAGAGGUGGUUUAUCUAGCUUAAGUUCCACCAAGAUGAUGCACGCUCUGCCCUCAUCGUCAGUCUACACGUGGGGCAGUGGCAUCUCCACACCACUACGUCUGCCCAUGCUCAACACUGAGGUACUGCAGGUCUCACUGGGCCGCACACAAAAGAUGGGUGUCACCAAAUCAGGACGCCUUAUCACUUGGGAGGCUCCCACUGUGGGAUCUUGCGAGGCUUCCCUACCUGGCGCUGUGGAGCAGAUGCAGCAACAGUUCAUCUCUCGAUUCCUGGAAGGACAGUCCGGUGUCACCAUCAAGUCUGUGUCUUGUGGAGAUCUUUUUACCACCUGCAUGACAGACAGAGGCAUAAUUAUGACAUUUGGAAGUGGGAGCAAUGGGUGUCUUGGACAUGGGAACUUUAACGACGUGACACAACCUAAAAUAGUGGAGGCCCUCUUGGGCUACGAGUUGGUUCAUGUGUCCUGUGGUGCCUCCCAUGUGCUGGCUGUGACCAAUGAGAGAGAGGUCUUCUCUUGGGGAAGAGGUGACAAUGGUCGUCUGGGUCUGGGCACUCAGGAUACCCACAAUUCCCCACAGCAGGUGAAUGUCCCAGUAGAUUUGGAGGCUCAGCGAGUGCUGUGCGGGGUGGACUGUUCCAUGGUCAUUAGUACCCAGCACCAGAUUCUGGCCUGUGGAAGCAACAAGUUCAACAAACUUGGACUGGAUAAGAUCAGCGAUACAGAGGAACCCACCUCGUGUUGUCAGAUGGAAGAAGUUCACACAUUUCAGCCUGUCCAAUCAGCGCCGCUAAACGUCGAGACGAUAGUGUACAUAGACAUUGGAACGUCCCACUCCGCAGCAGUCACGGAGCGGGGUGAGUGUUUCACCUUUGGCAGUAACCAGCACGGGCAGCUCGGCUGCAGCUCUCGCCGCAACAGCAGAUUGCCCUGUCUGGUGCCAGGGCUGCAGGGCAUUACCAUGGCAGCGUGCGGUGAUGCCUUCACUCUGGCUAUUGGAUCAGAAGGUGAGGUGUACACCUGGGGGAAAGGAGCCCGGGGCCGACUCGGCAGGAAAGAGGAGGACUCUGGAAUCCCGAAGGCUGUGCAGCUCGACGAGAGCCAUCCAUACACGGUUAUGUCGGUGGCUUGUUGCCAUGGCAACACACUCCUGGCUGUAAAACCCUUUUUUGAAGAACUCGUCCCUAAGUGACCUCACUCACCCCGCAGCAGAAGCAAAGACAGUAUUGAAAGACAACUUCCUUUAAGAACCGUCUGGAAGCUUCAGUGUAAUUACGGACUGAAUGGAAGGACUGACUGUACAAAGUGGUCUGACAAAUACUACAGAGUGCAAUAAUGUCUGAAGGAUGACAUGUUAUGUGAAGACCUCUACUACAGUCAUGUAAUUAUAUAUACAGUUUUAUUGUUUAUAUUUCAACACUGUGUCCUUGUAGAUGCUUCGGCUGUGAAGUGAAGAGCUGCUACAUUGUUUUUAGAUCAUUAAGUCAUUAUGCAACUCACUGGCAGGAUGUCGGACUGGUCCUGUUGGUUUAUUCUAGCACUGUACGUAUCACUUACAUGUCACACAGCUGAUUGACAAACAUAAUCCUUUGACUAAAGAAUGCAGGUUUGCAUUCUUCUGUCAUUAAAUCAUAGACUGUACAUUUCUGCAAGUCAGACGUGUUGUAAAUUAUGUUGAACAUUUGUAAUAAAUGCUUCGUAACUA